CAUAGCACAGAAGUCAACGAAAAUGAGCCAAGGAAAGACUGCGAGGAUAUCUUAGCAAGAGGAACCGUUAAUCCUUUUUACAGCAAAUUCGACUUUCUCAGGGCUUCGACGAAUCCUUUUAUCGUUUUUUUUUUGAGACUGUACAGCAAGAAGCCUCGAGAGAAUGUAACAAAAAUUGCUCGAGUGGCUGGGAAACGAUGGCAGGGGAUGAGCUCUGAACAGCGGCUUAAAUACGUGGAAAUCGCGAUGGCAGAAAAGAGACGCAGAGAUAGGCAAAAUCGAAGAAUGCGUAAACGCAAAUAUCGCAGAACCCGUAGAUUCAGGAACUCUUCUCUUGAAAAGUCAAAGGAUAUAAAAAUGAUAAAAAGAAGCAGAAAACAAGGUUCAAAAGAAGAAAACUAUUAA
Ceratosolen solmsi marchali is the source of this 405-nucleotide messenger RNA. RefSeq lists its product as uncharacterized. The annotation marks the transcript as partial. The transcript is spliced from 2 exons. The record is from RefSeq and is a predicted model, not a curated record. NCBI's taxonomy places the organism in Eukaryota, Metazoa, Arthropoda, Insecta, Hymenoptera, Agaonidae.